Lingula anatina is the source of this 1469-nucleotide messenger RNA. RefSeq lists its product as uncharacterized. Lineage: Eukaryota; Metazoa; Brachiopoda; Lingulata; Lingulida; Lingulidae. The record is from RefSeq and is a predicted model, not a curated record. Gene Ontology annotation, molecular function: ribonuclease P RNA binding; ribonuclease P activity. Gene Ontology annotation, cellular component: fibrillar center; ribonuclease MRP complex; nucleolar ribonuclease P complex. Gene Ontology annotation, biological process: rRNA processing; tRNA 5'-leader removal.
AGUAAUAUCUGAGCCACAGGUUUAAGACUCACCUGGACAGUGGUCAUUUGGUCAUCAUGGCUGCCCCAGUGGUGACCCCAGAGCAGGACAGAGGCACACUGCGAGGAAAAAUUGCAGCCAAAAAGAAGAAAUCUUUAAAACAAGUUUUGCGUUCACCAUACAAUGUCUCAUGGCCUGCAGUGGAAAAACAAACAGAAGUGGUUCUUCUGGAGAGGAUAAAAAAGGAGUUGUCCCAGAAUUUUGUCACGCACCCAAAAGUACCACAACAGAUAAGACGGAAUAAGCAACAGAUGAAGAAGUGGAGAGAGGAGCAGAGGAAAGUAGAGGACAUAGACAGCAAGGCCUCCCAGUCCAGUGUGUACAUAGGUAUAAACAGAGUGACCAAAGGGCUGGAGAGGGACGAGGUCAGAGCAGUCAUUGUUGACCGUGAUGUCCCUCUGAUGAUGACCCGUCAUCUGAUGUUGCUUGCGGCAACCCGAGACUGCCCUGCAGUUUGUCUGUCUGGAUUGAGCAAUGUGAUUGGACCAGUGGUGGGCAUGAAAAGUGUUGCAGCCAUUUCCUUCAAGAAGAGUGUUCAAGGAGCAAGCACCCUGUAUGAUGACCUUGUGGAGUUUGUCUCUUCUCAUGCACCUGUACUACAAGUGCCAUGGCUGGUGAAGGAGGAGGAGGAGGAAUCUGAGGAUUCUUCAUCAGCAGAGGAACGAGAUCCAGAUCUGGUAGAUACAAGCAAUAAAUAUAUGACAGAAGAUAAAUUGUCUGAGAAUAAACAGUUGCACCCUCAAGCAGAAAAUGCAUCUAAAGCACAGAUAAUUCCCAAGUCAGCAGAUGGACCAUGUGAUCAAAAUCCAGCCAGUGAGAUGCCAGGUUACAUUGGACAUAGCAGUGUUAUUCAGCAGGCAGCAAAUUUUUCCACUAAUAAGUCAACUGGUUACAUCUCUUUUGAUUCAGACGGUCCUCAUAAAUCAAAGAUUUCACACAGUGAAGGUGGAAAGAGAAUUUAUUAUGCACCAGCUUAUUCUUCUGGUACAUCCAUUUUACAUCUGUAUCUUUUGAAGUCAGAAUUAAACAAUCCUGAUGAAUUUACAGAAUUCAUCCCACAUAACUACCGUUCCUUAAGUCCUGAACCAGAACAUAUUCCAAAAGACACAAAUCCUAACUCCAGAACUGACAGGACUCAAACAAUAAAAGAUCUAAGGGACAAACAUGAAGUUACAAAGAAGAGAAAAUUGGACAAUCCAAGUACAGAGGAUGUUCCUAAAAAGAGGUUGAAAAAGAAAUCAGGAAAGUGGAAGAAAAGUGUAAAGGAGAAAAAGAAUAGAAACCCUAAAUAUCAAAAAGCUCGGCAGAUGGCGCAGCAGUCAAAUCCAAACAGAAAGAAAAAGCAAAGGCGACAUUAAAGGCCUAACUAAGACGUACAUUUUAAAGUGAUCUUUGGUUUGAUGGAUAUCAGCAUAUAUGCUUUCAAAUUU